Xylona heveae TC161 is the source of this 393-nucleotide messenger RNA. RefSeq lists its product as hypothetical. Gene Ontology annotation, biological process: attachment of spindle microtubules to kinetochore; mitotic cell cycle. The transcript is spliced from 2 exons. The coding region runs from base 1 to 393 and encodes 130 amino acids. The record is from RefSeq and is a predicted model, not a curated record. Gene Ontology annotation, cellular component: mitotic spindle midzone; mitotic spindle pole body; mitotic spindle. Lineage: Eukaryota; Fungi; Ascomycota; Xylonomycetes; Xylonales; Xylonaceae.
AUGGCGUACCAAAACAACCGCGGAUACGCGACACAAAUGCGAAACACAAUGGGCUCCAACAUCCCAGGCAUUGCCUCUUCUUCUGCCGGACAAUCCCCUGCACUGCUGGCCCGGAUCAACGAGAAGCGCGCCGAACUGGACAAUCUCAGGCAAUUGCGUGAUCUCAGCGCAGGACUGGCGCAGGAGAUGCAGACGCUGGAGAGUAAACUUGCUACGUUGUCGGAUGGGACUGAAGUGAAAAUACCAAAACCCAAAGACGAAGAAGAAGACGAACAGCAGCAGGCGCUAAAAAGAGCGACAGGAGCAAAUGUCCCGCUUCCGCAGACGCUGGUCCGGAUACCUACGCAGCAACAUACGACGCAGCCUGGCGCGCAGGAACCAGUGGAGGAAUGA